This is a messenger RNA of Arachis duranensis, 1427 nucleotides long. Its product is annotated as ethylene-responsive transcription factor ERF061. Gene Ontology annotation, biological process: regulation of DNA-templated transcription. The coding region runs from base 235 to 1203 and encodes 322 amino acids. Gene Ontology annotation, molecular function: DNA-binding transcription factor activity; DNA binding. NCBI's taxonomy places the organism in Eukaryota, Viridiplantae, Streptophyta, Magnoliopsida, Fabales, Fabaceae. The transcript has a single exon. The record is from RefSeq and is a predicted model, not a curated record.
UAUAACGCCAUCUUCUCUUCGCUUCCCUUCUCUUCUCUUCCCUCCAUUCCAGUGAUCCUCAGGAUCACAAUAAGUCAAUUACCCAUUCCCUCCCUAAUCAUAAUAAUACUUUAUUCGAUUCCCCUGUUUUCUUAGGGAGAGGGGUCAGUUUUUACAGAGCCCCUUCUUUGUAACUCUGUUUUUAACUCACUACUGUUCCGUUCUGUACUUAUAGCGCUGGAAAACCAUCACGCUAUGAUGAACGGAAUGCAAGAAAGAACCACACAGUUCGAACUCCACGACGGUGCCUAUAUGGAUAUCGGUUCCACCCUAUCAAACCUCAUACUGUCAAGCAGCACAAACACGCUGGACUCAAUUUUCUGCCAUUGUCCACAACCCAAUCCAACUUGCAUUCCUAACUCCAUGAUAGCAUCUUCAGGUUUCGAACCUCUGGGCUCCUCCGUAUACCUUCGCCAGAGAGACAUCCUUGAAAAAUUCUACCAGGAAAACAGGGUCAACAACAGGCCUUUUGUGCCAACAUCCAUGGUCACUCCAUCAAUGACCAAUUCUUCUUUGACUUCUUCUUCUUCUUCCUUCAUGAACCCCUGCAAGAAGAAGCUGUACAGAGGAGUGAGGCAGAGGCACUGGGGAAAAUGGGUGGCAGAGAUUAGACUCCCACAAAACAGAAUGAGAGUGUGGCUGGGAACCUAUGACACUGCAGAAGCUGCUGCUUAUGCCUAUGAUCGUGCUGCUUACAAACUCCGUGGAGAAUACGCGCGCUUGAAUUUCCCCAACCUGAAGGACCCAACCAAGUUGGGAUUCGGAGACUCAACCAAGUUGAAUGCUCUCAAGACCACCGUGGAUGCAAAGAUUCAAGCCAUAUGCCAGAAGGUCAAGAGGGAGAGAGCCAAGAAGAAUGCAGCCAGGAAACUCAAAUCAAAUGGCGGCGGCGACACGGCUAGCCACGGUGGUGGACAGAGCGAGACAUCAAAAUCGCAAAAGAACGACAAGAUCAGCUCAGCUUCUUGUUCUUCUUCUUCGUCACUGUCGCCUCCUCGGCCUGCUAAUUAUGAUGAUUGGGCAAAGGAGUUGCUCUCGCCGGUGUCCGUUUCGAGGGAAUGUGGCAUGUUGCUGACAGAUGAUUCAAUGGAAUUCGAUGAUUGUUCCCUUGCAAGGAUGCCAUCCUUCGACCCUGAGUUGAUUUGGGAAGUUCUGGCCAAUUAGAAUACAUGUUCUUCUUUCUAUCUUUAGUAGUAACUAGUACAUGUAGGGAUAGUACUACAAUAUAGUAUUAGAUUAAAGAGUAAAGAGUAGUGAUUACUUUUCAGCAAGCCUGAAACUGUAUAAUAUCAUAAUCACUCCUAUUAUUAUGUUUGCUUUCUUAGUCACUUUGUGGGUAUUUUAAGAAUCGUAUAUGGUUGUAGAUUUAGGCCUUGGUUUUUUGCUCA